Molecule: messenger RNA, 2645 nt
Organism: Amaranthus tricolor (Joseph's coat)
Lineage: Eukaryota; Viridiplantae; Streptophyta; Magnoliopsida; Caryophyllales; Amaranthaceae
Product: tricalbin-3-like
Exons: 8
Coding region: 334-2367 (677 amino acids)
Molecular function (GO): lipid binding
Source: RefSeq, a predicted model, not a curated record
AAUUAUUAUCCUGUUUUUUCCCACACUUGAGGCUUUCAGCCUUUCCCUCUAAUUUCCAUCCUUCUCCACAAGUUCACUACUCUCCAAAAACAUUUUCCUCUUUCCUUCAUAAUCCUUCAAUUGAUUAAUGGGCACAAACGAUUGCUGUUCAUUUAAGGUUUGCUUUACUGUAUUUCUUUCAUUGAAGCUUUGAUUGUUAUUGGGCAUUUUUUGUUUGUGGUUUAUCUUGUUUGUACCCAAUACCCAUCUACUUCUUUUUUGGAUUAGAAUUCAUGUUUGCUUGUACAUUUUGAUGUUACUUUAUAAGGCAAGCAACCCAUUUGCAGUUUUCAAAUGGUUGUGAAUUCUGCAUGUUUAAUCACUGAUUUCCCCCAUUUUUUCCCGAGUUCCCCAUGUAAAUUCAACAAAGUUGGGACUACUAGAAUAGUUAAUGUAAAUGGAAAUUGGGUUUGUAGUUUUUACUUGUUAGGGUUUCAUAGUAGUAAGAAAAUAUGGUGUAUUGGGGACAAAUUGCACAAGAAUUUGAGACAGAAUUGGUGUUUUCAUGCUUGUGCUAUUUCUAGUGAUGGUGGUGGUACUAAUUUUAAUGUAGAGGUAUCUAAUCAUGGUAGGAGCUGGAUUUCGAAUAAAUUUGUGAGUGAUGAUGCUAAUAGGGACUUGUCACAAGAAUCUAUUCAAUUGGGGUCUAGUUUUACCAAUUUUCAGCAAGACCCAUUGGUGAAUAAGCUUAGGACACAACUCGGACCGAUUCAUCCUAUCCCUUCACCUCCGAUAAACCAAACCGUUUUUGCCCUGUUUGUGUUCUUCUUCUUUGUUGGUGUAGUUUUUGACAAGGUAUGGUCACGUUUGAAGAGGAAAAAGUCCAAUGCUCAGCUUGCUUUGAGGCGGCAAACACCCCCUACGUUUUCGAUGUUUUUAGAGAAGGAUUUGCAGAGAAAAGAGUCUGUUGAAUGGGUGAAUAUGGUGCUAGGAAAGUUGUGGAAAGUUUAUAGGCCUGGUCUAGAAAAUUGGAUUGUUGGGUUACUUCAACCUGUAAUUGACAAUAUAGAAAAACCCGAUUAUGUACAAAGAGUGGAGGUAAAGCAGUUUUCCUUAGGGGAUGAGCCUCUGUCAGUAAGAAGCGUGGAACGCAGAACUUCUCGUCGUGUGAAUGAUUUGCAGUACCAGAUAGGUCUUCGUUACACUGGUGGGGCUCGUAUGCUCUUAAUGCUCUCACUGAAAUUUGGUAUAAUUCCCAUAGUUGUUCCAGUUGGUGUUCGAGAUUUUGAUAUUGAUGGGGAGCUUUGGGUUAAACUACGUCUAAUACCCACAGAACCCUGGAUUGGAGCUGUUUCAUGGGCUUUUGUCGACCUUCCAAAAAUAGUGUUUGAACUAUCACCAUUUCGCUUGUUCAAUUUAAUGGCUAUACCUGUUCUUUCCACGUUCUUAAUAAAACUAUUGACUGAAGAUUUACCAAGACUCUUCGUACGGCCUAAGAAAAUUGUUCUAGAUUUUCAGAAAGGGGAAGCAGUUGGGCCCGUGCCUGAUCUUUUUAAAUCUGCAGAUGUUCAAGAGAAAAAUAAAGAUUCUGUUGGAGAGUUGUCUGUGACUCUUAUUGAUGCUCGUAAUCUUUCAUAUGCUCUAUAUGGUAAGACGGAUCCAUAUGUUGUUUUACGUCUUGGAGAUCAAAAAAUUCAAAGUAAGAAGAAUAGUCAAACCACUAUCAUUGGACCGCCGGGUGAACCAAUCUGGAAUCAGGACUUCCAUAUGCUUGUUGCAGAUCCUCAAAAAGAAAUAUUGUACAUUGAAGUUAUAGACUCUCUUGGCUUUGCAAAUAUGACAAUUGGUACCGGGGAGAUUGAUUUAGCGACUCUCCAAGACACAGUUCCAACGGACAAGCUUGUUGUCUUGACUGGGGGUUGGAAUUUGUUAAGAAAGAGAAAUGCCGGCGAAGUAGUUCUUCGGUUGACAUAUAAAGCAUAUGUGGAAGACGAGGAAGAGGAAGGGGUAAAAGCACAAGUAGUUUCAGAGGACGAUUAUUCUGAUGCUGAUGAACCCGAUCUUAGUUACAAGCCGAUGCAAGAGGGUCCGAUUGGAGAUAAAGAUAGAGAAUCAUUCAUGGAUGUUCUUGCCGCUCUAAUCGUCAGCGAGGAAUUUCAGGGAAUCGUAACAUCUGAAACUGGAAAUUCAAAAGUUGGGGACAAUAUUGCUAGUGCAGGAACUACGGCAACUACCCCUCCAAAGCCGUCUCAAGGCCUUGCAGUUGAACUCGUGUCUGCGGUUGAUGGUGACGGAGAAAGAUCUGCGCUCCUCUGGCUGGCUGUGAUUACCAGUAUGGCGGUUGUAACUGCUCUGAAUGUCGGUGGGUCCAAUAUCUUUAAUCCCUGAAGUACCUUGCGAGGUGGCAAAUGCCGGUUUUUGGUUUUAUGGAAGCAGGCUGCGAUCUCUCUUUGAAGGAUCCGAAGAUGAUUCAUCUCGAGCCAUGGCUGUUGUGCCCUUGUUAUGCAAAUUCCAGCUGAGGUAGUAAGUUUAGUUGGUUGGGGAGUUUUUUUUGCCCAUCCCAAAUAGGGUUUCUAAACUGUAAAUCCUAACUCUUUCCCCAUUCUUUCAUGUAACCUUGGCUAGCUUUGAUAUUAUAUAUAAACCACAGGUAGUUUUUGAUGAAA